Pseudopipra pipra is the source of this 528-nucleotide messenger RNA. RefSeq names its product SEC61 translocon subunit gamma (gene SEC61G). Lineage: Eukaryota; Metazoa; Chordata; Aves; Passeriformes; Pipridae. The record is from RefSeq and is a predicted model, not a curated record. The transcript has 4 exons. Gene Ontology annotation, biological process: post-translational protein targeting to membrane, translocation; protein targeting. Gene Ontology annotation, molecular function: transmembrane protein transporter activity. Bases 137 to 343 code for a protein of 68 amino acids. Gene Ontology annotation, cellular component: Ssh1 translocon complex; membrane.
AGAAGUAGGCCCUCAUGUUUGUUUAUUGAUACAGUCUCUUCAUUUUCUGCAAAGUGGAAGUAUCUUUUAAAGUCCACUUAGGUUGGACUAUGAAAUUUUAAGUUAUCUUAAGUAUUUACAAAUUUUGUAGGUAAUCAUGGAUCAGGUAAUGCAAUUUGUGGAACCCAGCCGUCAGUUUGUGAAAGACUCCAUACGACUUGUUAAAAGAUGCACCAAGCCUGACAGGAAAGAGUUCCAGAAGAUUGCCAUGGCAACAGCAAUAGGCUUUGCAAUAAUGGGAUUUAUUGGUUUCUUUGUCAAAUUGAUCCAUAUCCCAAUCAACAAUAUAAUUGUAGGUGGCUGAAUAUUCAUCAUGAAGAAGAAGAAGAAGACAGUUGAGACACCUGCUGCAAAGAUUUCACAGCUUUAAUUUGUUUGAUAUUAAACAAGCUCAGUUUGGGUUUUCAAACACCGUUGUCACCUUAUUUUUCUUUCAAAGUGUAUGUGAUCAUACCUGUCUAUAUUACAGAAUUUUUUUCUUUUUUAGUA